Anopheles marshallii is the source of this 2061-nucleotide messenger RNA. Its product is annotated as diacylglycerol lipase-beta-like. The record is from RefSeq and is a predicted model, not a curated record. Gene Ontology annotation, biological process: lipid metabolic process. Bases 1 to 2061 code for a protein of 686 amino acids. The transcript has 9 exons. NCBI's taxonomy places the organism in Eukaryota, Metazoa, Arthropoda, Insecta, Diptera, Culicidae.
AUGCCGGCAUUGCGUCUGUUUGGCCGGAAAUGGUUAGCCGCCUCGGACGACCUCGUAUUUCCGUGCGUGUUCGAAAUCUGCUUCCGGAUCGUCUGGCUCGGGCUGAUUUCCUGCGUAACGUCCACCUACUGGAACGUGACCGAGGAGUGCGGUAAGGAUGCACUCCCGGUACGGAUCUAUCUGGUAGGGACCAUAGUGUUAAUUAGUGUAAAUAUAGUUCUACUCGUCAUCUUAGUCAACCGCAGCGCCCAGGGCAGCAUCACCGAGGUGCAUAAGCGCCGGCUGGUCGCACCGCUGCUGGUAAUAAAAAUACUAUUAAUAAUACCGGAAACGGGCUUAAAUGUGCUGGGCACCAUGUGGGCGUUCUGUGGAACGUUUGAGUGUAAAAGCAACGAUAAAGUAUCCCGAACUGUGAUCGAAGCAAUCGUCCUAUUCAACUGGGUAGUGUUUGCGCUGAUAAUAUUCGGCCUAGCCAUCGUGUUCGACCCGCUCGGGUCGGCCAAAUACAAGAAUGGCAGGGACACGAACGAUAACGGUCCGACGGAAUCGGCCAUCCAUCGGAAGGUUUCGAAGCUGUGGUUCCGCCGGUUUCGGUGGGCGUUCUGUUGCCUGCGCCGAGACGAGUUCGGUCACGAAGCGUUCACACAGGUGGCCAGUCUGCUGAGCGCUCUGUUCCGCGGUACCGAUCUGGUACCGUCAGACAUUGUGGCCGGCUGUGUGCUGCUGCGUGUUCGACAGAAGCGUGAAACGCGCGAAAUGCGCCGGAUACGCAUGCUGAACGACGAUGGGCCACGCUACUCGACCGAUAUUACGCGCGUCUUUGCCACCUCACCGGCCUGGAUGACGAUCAAGAAUGCGAGGCAUUUCCUGCGCUUUGCGCUGGCCGCGUAUGGGUGGCCAAUGGUGUGCUAUCUGAACUGCUGCACCGGGCCUUAUCGACUAAUACCGAAGAUGACGUGCUGUGCGUGCUUCCGACGAAAACCCCAGAUCAUCGUCGAUGACAACUGUUGCCUAUGUCAUCUGGCCGGUGUACGGCAUACGUCCCGUCUGCGAAGUGAAGAUGUGCUGCAUGCUUCGUUUAAAAACCAUGUGUUUGAGUUACCAUUCUGCAUAAUGGCGGACCACAGUACAAAAAGCAUUGUCAUCGCUAUCCGGGGCAGCCUUUCGAUGCGCGAUGUGUUCACGGAUCUGGUCGCAAAUGCGGAACGCUUCGACGCACCCGGCAUGCCGCCCGAAACAUCCGCCCAUCGCGGUAUGGUGGCCGGUGUGGACUGCAUGCUGAAGCGGUUGCGCGAGGGCAACAUACUGGAUCGGAUCUGUGCCACCUACCCGGACUACACGCUAGUGCUUACCGGCCACAGUCUCGGAGCCGGCGUGUCGAUCCUACUCGCGGCCAAACUCCGCAGCCGCUUUCCGGAUCUGCGCGUGUACGCGUUCGCCACACCGGCGGGACUGCUGUCGCGCGAGGCCGCCCGCUGCACGGAGAGUUUCGCCUUCACGAUCGGCGUGGGGGACGAUUUCGUGAUGCGGCUCGGUGUGGAUUCGAUCGAGAAUUUGCGCACGAGCGUCAUAGAGACGAUACGGGCGUGCAAGCUGCCAAAGUGGCGCAUCAUGCUGAACGGGUUCGGGUACGCGCUGUUCGGAGUGCCAUCGAGGGACCUGGAAACGACCUGGCACGAUGUGACGGAAAUUACGAAAAAAGCCGCCGCUCAAAGUCCGCUGCUCUCGGGCGAACGGCCAAUACAAACGGUCGCCACUGCGGAGGGUGGAUUGCUAUCCAGCGAAAUAUCCUUGAGACGCUUUGCCAAAACGCGUCUGUACACCGGUGGCCGUAUACUGCAUAUCGUGCGCCGAAAGAAAACGGAACUGGAAAAGAAAUCGAACAGCGGCGGUCCAAUGUACGAGAUGCGGUGGGCAACGGCCGAAGACUUCACCGAGCUGAAGGUGAUGCCGCGCAUGCUGCUGGACCAUCUGCCCGAUAACGUUUUCAAAACGCUCACCACCAUUCUGGAGGACCAGAAAACGCACAACGGUUCCGUGCUGUCGUUGCAGGAAAUUUGA